Messenger RNA from Dendrobium catenatum, 2193 nucleotides. Its product is annotated as squamosa promoter-binding-like protein 18. The transcript has 4 exons. The record is from RefSeq and is a predicted model, not a curated record. Lineage: Eukaryota; Viridiplantae; Streptophyta; Magnoliopsida; Asparagales; Orchidaceae. Gene Ontology annotation, cellular component: nucleus. Gene Ontology annotation, molecular function: DNA binding. Bases 818 to 2047 code for a protein of 409 amino acids.
GUUUGAAAUAAAAAAUUCCGUUUCGUCUCUUUCCUCUCUCACUCUUUCCCUCUCUUAUUUUGACUUAUCCUCCAACUCCGUUGCUCUUAUUUUGCAUCAUUCUCCAACUCCGUUGCUUUUUGCUGCUACGUACAGUUUUGCUACCUUUUUCUCAUAUGAGCUUCACUGAGCCCUAAAAAGAGAAACAAAUCAAAGACAUAAUAAUCGCCUCCGCAUCUACUCCCUUCUCUCAUAUACAUCAUAAACAACACACUAUACUUAUAAAUCAUUGUUGGGGGUUAAUGUUUCCUUGUUGAUUACAACAGUUUCAGCUUAAGCGGCGCGCUCACAAUCUGCAUCUACUGUGCUGGCGAAAGAUAUUUGUUAAUGAAUUAAAAAAUGGGUGGCUAUCUUUCUUCUGAUGGUAAGGUGAACAGAAGAUGUGAUGCCUCUCGACCCUCCUCUGUUCCCUUCACAUUUAUUGCGUUUUCAAAUGGAAUCACUGUCAUCAGGAUUUGAAUGGUUAGAAAGCCCCAAAUCGGUGUUCUCGUCUCCUCCAGCUGCUCCUGUUAUCUUGCUCAAUCUCUUGAAAAUUUACGGUGUCGGGGGAUAGUUAGUUAUUGUAUGCACUUGGCGGGUGAGAAGAAGUGAGUAUUUUGUCCCCGUAAGUAGCUUUCGUUGAAAGAGGAGACAUGGACAAAAGAAAAAGGGGGCAGUUUUUUCAAAAACGAAAGUAAAACAAAAUAAAAGUGCUUGAAGAAGAAGCACUGAAAAAGAUUGUGUGUGUGUGUAUAAGGAAGUUAGCUAGGUGGGCAGAUAAUCAAAGUUGGUUGCUUUAAUGGAGUGGGAUUUGAAGAUGCCUCCUUGGGAUUUAUCAGAAUUUGAGCAAAAUGCUGGUGAGGCAAACUUAAGCUCAGUGAUUGUUUCAAGUGAAAACACUCCAGGGCGGCAGUCAGGAGGCAUUGACUGCUCAGUUGAUCUCAAGCUUGGGGGUUUGGGAGAUUUUGGAUUGGUUGACAAGUGGAAGGAAGAGAAAAGAGCUUCGACGAUGGUGCCGCAGUCACCCGUCUCAUCAAGCUCAUUGAAGAGGCCCCGAGCCCCAAUUGGCGGAAGCCAGAAGGUCUCAUGCCUUGUAGAUGGGUGUAGAAAUGAUCUUAGUAAUUGCAGGGAGUAUCACAGGAGGCACAAAGUUUGCGAGGUACACUCUAAGACUCCUAUUGUUUUGGUUGGUGGCCAGGAGCAGCGAUUCUGCCAGCAAUGUAGCAGGUUCCACUUGCUUGUGGAGUUUGAUGAAGUUAAGCGAAGCUGCAGAAAACGUCUUGAUGGGCACAAUCGGCGGCGAAGGAAGCCACAACCAGACUGCAUAAAUUCUGGUAACUUGUUUCCAAAUCAACACGAAAUCAGGUUUACGUCGUACCCACAAAUAUUUCCAAGUGCUGCAGCAGACACAUCCUGGAGUCCUAUCAUCAAAAGUGAGGAAGAUUCACUAUACAGCCACCACAACCCACCAUCGAUGCAGUUCAUGGACAGGGUACAGGAACCACCGCCACAAAAUUUCACUACUUGUUUCAAUCGGAGCUUCAAAGAAGGCAAGCGGUUAUCGUUCCUCCACGAUGGUGAUGAUGAUAUGGCUCUCAACAGCAGGACUGCAAAGACCAUCUCAUCUGCAGCAGAGAGCAGUAGACACAAGAUUAUAUUCUCAGAUGGAUUACCUCCAGUUCUCGACUCUGAUUGUGCUCUCUCUCUUCUGUCAUCCUCCAACCAGACUUCAGGCAUCAAUAUGGGCCAUAUGGUGCCAGUCGAUAGGAUUCCAAUGGGUCAGCCUCUGCCCUCUUGUCUGCAGUAUAGUUCUACUAGUCUACAACGGUAUUCUCGCUCGCAAGCAGCUUCCGAUAAUGUCUCACCAACUGGGUUUUCAUGUUCAACUCGAGUUGAGAAUGAGCAUUUGAGCACUGUUCUGGUUUCAGAUGCUAGUGAAGCUCAUCUCCAUUGCCAGAAUAUAUUCAAUGUUGGGGAUGAAGGACCUUCUGACGAGGCUUCACAUUCUCUCCACUUCUCGUGGCAAUAGAUCACAUAUUUUUAAUGCUGGAAUCCCUUUCUCGUCAGCUUAGCUUCUUUGUGUUUUUAAUCCUCUGACUAUUCAAAGAUUACUAAUUUUUAGAAUGGAUUGAAGUUCUGUUCAUUGUUUCUCAUUACGUAACCAUUUUGCUGUCA